Messenger RNA from Penaeus monodon (black tiger shrimp), 614 nucleotides. RefSeq names its product basic salivary proline-rich protein 2-like. Lineage: Eukaryota; Metazoa; Arthropoda; Malacostraca; Decapoda; Penaeidae. The record is from RefSeq and is a predicted model, not a curated record.
UCCGUGGACCUGUAUUACCGCCAAGCCGCCGCGGCCGCCGCCCUCCAGAAGCCCUUGGCCUACCGCCUGUACCCGCCCGGCCUGCCCAUCCUGCCGCCCGUGCCCGCCUCAGACCCCCUCCGCGACGCCCUCAGACCAGAGGCGCUCAGACCCGAAGCCAUCAGACCCGAGCUGCUGAGACAGGAGGCGCUGAGACUCGACCGGCCGGAGCUGCUCAAGUCCGAGGGAGGCAAGUUCGACGCCGGGCGCCUCCUGCCGACAGACGUGCGCGUGCUGUCCCCGUCGGGGGGCAGGGACCCCGACGACGAAGGCGUGUCCCUGGGGGAGGCGGGGAGGGUCGGCCUCCUGCGUCCCUCGGUGACCCCCUCGCCCCCCCACUGCCCCUCGCCCACAGACCUCCGGGUGAGGGUGUCCCCGGGCCCCCACAGCGACUCCCACAAAGCUCCGCACUAAACCCUCGUAGUAAACGACCAGGAAUUAAAGGGAUGACGAGGGGGGCGGAACACCUCAUCUCCAUCUCCCAGUCAACAAGAAUAUUCCAAGAUCAUUCCAAGAAAACAUUCCAAGAUAAUUCACAGGCCCAAGAUAAUUCUAGUUUAAGGCUGGCACUCUAG